Saccharomyces eubayanus is the source of this 672-nucleotide messenger RNA. RefSeq names its product cytochrome c1 heme lyase CYT2 (gene CYT2). Gene Ontology annotation, molecular function: holocytochrome-c synthase activity. The transcript has a single exon. Lineage: Eukaryota; Fungi; Ascomycota; Saccharomycetes; Saccharomycetales; Saccharomycetaceae. Gene Ontology annotation, biological process: cytochrome c-heme linkage. The coding region runs from base 1 to 672 and encodes 223 amino acids. The record is from RefSeq and is a predicted model, not a curated record. Gene Ontology annotation, cellular component: mitochondrion.
AUGACCGCUUCAGACCAACAGGGGAAAUGUCCUGUCGACGAGGAAACCAGGCAGCUGUGGCUGCGAGAACACACUAAAGAAUCAGUUCCGGGGGGCCCGGUCCCGCCCAGUGAGCUGGAGUGUUCUGCAAACCCGCAACUGAACGAUAAGGACCCUCAGUAUGUUACCGACGUGGGGUUGUCGCAGUCCAGAGAGGUCUCCACCAUUCCAAGAACCGACUCCGAUAAAAACUGGAUAUACCCUUCGGAAAAGCAAUUCUACGAGGCCAUGAUGAAGAAAAACUGGGACCCGAACUCAAACGAUAUGAAGGUCGUCGUGCCACUGCACAACUCCAUCAACGAGCGGGUCUGGAACUACAUCAGAAGCUGGGAGGACAAGCAAGGUGGCGAAGCGUGCGGCGGUAUCAAACUGUCUAAUUUCAAAGGCGAUUCCAAAAAACUUACGCCAAGAGCUUGGUUUAGAUCGCGUAUCUUGCAUCUGGCCAAGCCAUUUGAUAGACACGACUGGCAAAUUGACAGAUGUGGCAAGACUAUAGAUUACGUGAUCGACUUUUAUUCAAACGACCAAAACGCCCCCGAGCAGCAGCAGCCACUUAUUUAUCUGGACGUCAGACCGAAACUGAACAGUUUUGAAGGCUUUAGGCUGAGGUUUUGGAAAUAUCUGGGCUUUUGA